UAUUUAUUCCUCGUAAUCCAUGACCAAAAACACCCAUCACAUGGCAAAUGAGCUGUGCUGUCAAAAAUGACAGCAAAAUCAUAGCCUGUAUAUGAAUAUAACACAUAAUGCUCAGCUCAGCUCAUCUACCAAUCCCAAUAUAAAAUCUGGGUUUCUUAGCUGUGAUCUCGAAAAGCACAUGGCUACCUUGCCCACAUGGCUUUUCUUAAUCAAAUUCCUCCAAUAGAUGACAUGAUAAAACGACGGUAAAAUGCAAAAGUAUCCCCUUUGUCUGUCUUUUCUUGCUUAUGAUACUCAGUUUGCAGUGACGGAGAAAGUUGAAGCUCUCGAUCUUUUAGAGGAGUCCAGGUUUUUCGAGAACUUAUUCGAUAGGAGAAGAAGGAUGUUAAGAUUUUAUUCGGAUCCUUGUACUUCACCGAAUUUCAGCCAGGAUGUUUUGACUAAAGAUUCAUGUGAACAAACCGGCAAUGGUUUGGUUCAUGCACCAUCAGUACCGCCCUGCAUAGGUAGGGAAGAAGAGGUUCAAGAAAGGAAGGACAAUAGUGGGAAGAUCAAAUUGAAUAGGCAGUUAUCAGUUCAGAUAUCGGAAAUGAUGUGUUCGGAUCGUAAGAUACAUGAGAUUGAAUCGAGCGGACGUAACUUACUAAGAACACCUUCUUUGCCUUCUCCAAGGGGGACUAAUGAGUUAACUCCGGAUAAUGACAAUGAUCUUAGAAUGAGCAAAUUGAUCCGACAAGAAGUGGGUAACUCACCAAAUAUAUUGCCCCCAAGGCACAGUCAUAGCAAGGCAAUGAACUUGCAAAGGUCUAGUAGACCACCAAGAAACCAAGAAGUGGAAGCCAUUAACAACGCGACCGAGGCCUCGGUCAUGAGAGGACAGCAUUUGAAUCCAAACCGGAUGCUGCGAAAAAGCCGUGGCGAUCUUGCAUUCCAAGAACUGCAAGGGUUCAAGGACUUAGGAUUCACAUUCGACGACGAAGAUUUGAGCCCCCGAUGUGGUUAGUAUACUCCCAGGCUUUCAGGGAACUAAGAUAGAUGAGUUGGAGCAAGGGAAAGUGAGGAAGCCAUAUUUGUCCCGAGGCAUGGCUCGUACAAGGCCCUGCACCUCCUCUUCCAGCUUGUGUAACUAAGAACUCAGUAGAGGAUAUGAAGGCACAAAUCAGGUUUUGGGCCAGAGCUGUUGCAACUAAUGUUCGACAAGAAUGCUGAGAAUUCAUUACAAAACUUGACAUUACUAUUUCUAAUCUAAUUUUUCCAGUUUCCCAGAUUUUAUUUUGUUAUCAUUUAGGACUGAUAAUAUAUUAUUUCCCCAGUGUUCAUGUUCCAAAGGUAGCCAAUAGGAGAAAAGUUCUUGUCCGAUACCAAGACAGAUAUUUGUAAAUAUUUUGU
Molecule: messenger RNA, 1389 nt
Organism: Hibiscus syriacus
Lineage: Eukaryota; Viridiplantae; Streptophyta; Magnoliopsida; Malvales; Malvaceae
Exons: 2
Coding region: 251-1003 (250 amino acids)
Source: RefSeq, a predicted model, not a curated record